Cooperia oncophora is the source of this 162-nucleotide messenger RNA. Lineage: Eukaryota; Metazoa; Nematoda; Chromadorea; Rhabditida; Trichostrongylidae. The record is from the annotation of a GenBank genome assembly.
AUGAACCAGGAUCUGGCACCGAUGCAUCCGUUUACCUUAAGGUUUAUUACGAGUCAGCUCACGACUACGAAACAUUCAAUCUGGACAAUCCAGGCAGGGACGACUUCGAACGAGGAGCAAAAGAUCAUUUCAAACUAUUUUUCAAGCAAGGUGAUAUCAUAA